This is a messenger RNA of Durio zibethinus, 605 nucleotides long. RefSeq names its product RING-H2 finger protein ATL48-like. NCBI's taxonomy places the organism in Eukaryota, Viridiplantae, Streptophyta, Magnoliopsida, Malvales, Malvaceae. The record is from RefSeq and is a predicted model, not a curated record.
UUUUCAUAAUUACUUCUCCAAAUUCAUUUCAUUUUGUUUUUGGUUACGUUAGCAAAAUCGCAACAGAGAUUGAAGGAAAAGAAGAAUACGUAAAAAGGGAGAAAAUGGGUGCGGUGGAACGCAGUGUGGAAGAAUUUUUGGAGGAGAAGAAGCGCGUGAGGAACCCUCUUGUCCCUGUCGGUGCACUUAUUACUGCUGGAGUGCUCACUGCUGGGUUAAUCAGUUUUAGACAAGGCAAUUCUCACUUGGGUCAGAUGCUAAUGAGAGCUAGGGUGGUAGUUCAGGGGGCCACAGUUGCACUUAUGGUUGGCACUGCAUACUACUAUGGGGAUAAUCCCUGGAAAUCGAGUUAGACUCUGAACUACUCAGUUUCUUGUAGUUCUCAUAGUGGCCACAUUACCAAUUGGAGGACCAAUGUCCUAAUAAGUAACACUUAAUUUUUAUUGCUUUACAUGAUCAAAUUUGCUUAGUUGCAAUCAUUACUUUUUAUUUUGCGAAUUUUGUAGCUACAUGUUCAACAAAAGCAUCAUACCCAAAUGACCACAGUUGAUAUAUUUUGGAAAUAAAUUGAAUGUGCUGGCUGGUUGCAGCAUUCCUUCUAGGCA